CACUGCGAGGGAAUCGGGAGGAAAGGGAGGGGAGGGGCGCACGCAGUGAAAAGAGCGAAUGGUGGCCACUUCCUGCUGAGGCUCGCGUGAGACGCAGGCGCUGUCCGUGGUGCUGCUGGCGAGAGCGGGUCAUUUCGGUCGAAAAAAUGUUGUGUGUGUGCGUGCGUGAGUGCAUGUGUGUCUUUUCUCUGCCACACAGAGCAUCUCCAUGGUAUUCAGUCACUCUGUAUCUCUGGGUUUGGCUGGCAGAGGAGCUCAACACUCCCUCAUAUACAGACACACAGGCUGAUGCUCAAUCCUCUUCAUCAAUGUGUAUGGUCAUAUUUGCUCCGCUUUGUGCUGUUUUAGCAUUCGCAACAUGUGGGGGAUAUUCAGGCCAGAUAAUGGUUAAAGUCGAAUGUUUGGACAAAACCCAAAACAACAUCAGCAUCAGUUUCAACUACCCAUUCAGACUACAGCAGGUGCAUUUUAAUGCUCCUCUAUGCGAAGGCACAAGAAAAGAGACUGUCUUUCUCGAAGGGGAUUAUUCUUCAUCCGCACAGUACUUUGUUACCGUGUCGGUCCUGGCUUUUCUCUAUUCUCUUUUGGCCACAAUAGUUUACAUCUUCUACCAGAACAAAUACAGAGAGAAGAACAGAGGCCCAGUAGCUGACUUCCUGGUGACUUUAGCGUUCUCUAGCAUGUGGCUGGUUAGCUCAAUCACCUGGGCGAAAACUCUGUCUAGUGUGAAGGCGGCCACUGAUGUGAAUCAGAUUCUGCUGUUGAUGUCUGCAUGCAGAGCCCAGGCGAACCUGUGUGAGGUCUUACAGGAGCCAGUUUGGACAAAUCUUAACAUGUCUGCGGCCUUUGGUUUUUUGAACUUCUUCCUUUGGGCGGGUAAUAUUUGGUUUGCCUACAAAGAGACAGGCUUGCACAAGUCUACCCAGCGCUACCCAUCCAGGACUCCCUCGGAGAAACGAGGCAGCUUCAGGCAGUACAGUCAAACCAGUUUUGAUCAAUCUGGGACUGGCUUUGGCCAAAGGCUCUACAACCAGGGGAGUUUUGACUUACCUGGAGGUUUCAGCUUACCCCAAACCAAUCUAGGACAGCCGAUGUUAUACCGACAGGUGGGAAGUCCUACGUCCAGAGGCCCUCUUAUAUUUGUUAAUGAGAUGUGAGAGGAGGGAAGGGAAAGAGAAAGAGAGAGAGAGAGAGAGCGAGAGAGAGAGAGAAGAAAUGUCUUCUCAGUAAUAACAGACCAUUUGUGAUUGUGAAUUUGAUAUAUAAUGUGAUGUAGAAUUUUUUGCAGAUAGAAGUUGGUAUAAUGUUAUUUAUUUGUUAAUAAUGAAGUCCUAUUAACGUGAAUAAUCUACCCACAUACAGUACAUAGCAUCUUUUAACCUGAUCUCACGGGAAUUCGUAACUAUUUUACGAGGUAGCUAAUUCGUAUGAUUGUGAUUGUGUUGCAUCUUUUGUAUCUAUUAUCAAUCUAAAUAUGCAUACAAGAAAUGAAUGAUUAUUGUCUCAAAUCUCGAUUGUGUUUUCCCAGUGAUAACUCUGCAGUUUGAAUGUGAUUUUAGCAUAGCAUGUCUACAUUCUGACAGUUUAAACUUUAUGUUUUAAUUAGGGCUUUCAAACGAUUAAUCGCGAUUAAUCGCACCCAGAAUAAAAGUUUGUGUUUACAUAAUACAUGUCUGUGUAGUGUGCAUAUUAAUUUUGUAUUUUUAUACACUUACACAUACAUGUAUAUAUUUAAGAAAAAUAUAAAGUGUAAAACUGAAUCAACAUUUAUAUAUUCUUUAAAUUAUUGGUAAAUAUAAAUAAAUACAUGUAAAUAUUUCCUAAAUAUGUACAAUAUGUAUACUGUAUGUGUUUAUAAAUACAAAAUAAAUAUGCACAGUACACAGACAUAUAUUAUGAAAACACAAACUUGGAGGCAAUUAAUCGCGAUUAAUCAUUUGACAGCCUUAGUUUUAAUAUUAUUUUACAGUAAGUACUGUGGUAAUAUCAUAGUACUUUAAUAUAUUAAUAUAUUAACAUAUUCAUUUAGCAUUAGUGGUAUUACUAUCAUGGUAGUGUCUAUACUACUGCUUUGUUGCUUCUGCUUUGUUUUUAUUUUUAAAAUGUUAAAGAAACCAGUCCAAGGCAAGAAGUUUUUAUGUUCUGUUAUGAAUAACGAUGAAUACCAGUAGAUAUUUGAGUCAGAGAAUUAAAUUGGCACAGUAGCCUAAGGGUGAUGUCUGUCAGAGAUGUUUUUAAUGAAGCAUAUUGUCUAACUGCACAGUGGUUAGUAUCAGCAAAUGCACACAUAAGCAUGCAAGUGUCUUAUCACAUGAAAUCCAAUGCAAUAAAGUCUGACUGUUCCAAUUAUUGUAAAAUUAAAAAAUGUAGAAAUAUGUAAACUGAUUGGAAAUUAGGUAAUAAAAUGAUGCUU
Messenger RNA from Triplophysa rosa, 2413 nucleotides. RefSeq names its product synaptoporin b (gene synprb). Gene Ontology annotation, cellular component: synaptic vesicle; synaptic vesicle membrane. The transcript is spliced from 6 exons. The record is from RefSeq and is a predicted model, not a curated record. Bases 147 to 1157 code for a protein of 336 amino acids. NCBI's taxonomy places the organism in Eukaryota, Metazoa, Chordata, Actinopteri, Cypriniformes, Nemacheilidae.